UUGUUAUUUCCAGUUGUCAUCUUAAUGACAUUUGUUCUUAACUUAUUUGCAGGUUUCUAGUCUGAUGUCAAUAUGGAAGCAUCUUUAACUUUGUCUGUUAUGGUUCUGCAGCAUUUCCCUUACCUGACACAUAUGAAAUUCAAAUGGCUGACCAGCCCCAGUAAAAAUAAUGAUAGGUUUUUAUUCUUUUAAAUUUCGUCAUUCAGAUAAAUUAUCCCAAGAAAUUGCUGCAGUUACUCUGAGCAAUAAAGUUCCCGAGCAUUCGACUAACCUUUGCUGCUCUCUCCGUAGUGAAUUGUUCUCUGGCAGUAACACUGGGAUUAACUUUGAGAAAUACGAUGACAUUCCUGUUGAGGCCACGGGACAGAACUGCCCUCAACACAUCGAGAGUUUCCAAGACGUGGACAUGGGUGAGAUUAUCAUGGGUAACAUUGCUCUGAGUCGCUACACCAGACCCACUCCUGUCCAGAAAUACGCCAUUCCUAUUAUUAAAUCGAAGAGAGACCUCAUGGCCUGCGCACAGACAGGUUCUGGGAAAACGGCAGCAUUCCUCUUGCCAGUCCUCAGCCAGAUCUACACUGAUGGACCAGGAGAGGCCCUUAACGCAGCUAAAGCAUCAGGACAGGAGAAUGGAAAGUAUGGCCGUCGCAAGCAGUACCCCAUCUCCCUGGUGCUGGCUCCCACCAGAGAACUGGCACUGCAGAUAUAUGAUGAAGCAAGGAAGUUUUCCUACCGCUCCAGAGUGCGUCCCUGUGUUGUGUAUGGAGGAGCAGACAUUGGCCAGCAGAUCAGAGACCUGGAGAGAGGCUGUCACCUGCUGGUGGCCACUCCAGGAAGACUCGUGGACAUGAUGGAGAGAGGCAAGAUCGGACUGGACUACUGCAACUACCUGGUCCUAGAUGAGGCUGACCGUAUGCUGGACAUGGGCUUCGAACCACAGAUACGGCGCAUCGUCGAACAGGACACCAUGCCUCCUAAAGGCAUCCGACAAACUAUGAUGUUCAGCGCUACGUUUCCCAAAGAAAUCCAGAUCCUAGCUCGGGAUUUCCUGGAGGAUUACAUCUUCCUGGCGGUGGGCAGAGUGGGUUCCACCUCGGAGAACAUCACUCAGAAAGUGGUGUGGGUGGAAGAGAGCGAUAAGAGGUCUUUCCUCUUGGACCUGCUAAGCGCUACAGCCAUCCCAAGUGAGGUACAGGACAGUACUGGAGACAACAUAGAGAAACCUGGUAAGGACUCAUUGACCCUGGUUUUUGUGGAGACCAAGAAAGGUGCAGACGCCUUGGAGGACUUCCUAUAUCGGGAAGGCUACGCCUGCACCAGUAUCCAUGGUGACCGUUCCCAGAGAGAUCGAGAGGAGGCCCUGAACCAGUUCAGAUCAGGAAAAUGUCCCAUCCUGGUGGCUACAGCGGUAGCAGCUCGGGGUUUGGACAUCUCCAACGUGAAACAUGUUAUUAACUUUGACCUGCCAAGCGACAUAGAGGAGUACGUCCACCGUAUUGGACGUACGGGACGAGUAGGAAACCUUGGGCUGGCAACAUCAUUCUUCAAUGACAAAAACGGGAACAUCACUAAAGACCUCCUGGACAUCCUAGUAGAGGCCAAACAGGAAGUUCCCUCAUGGCUCGAGAGCCUGGCCUAUGAACACCAGCACAAGAGUAGUAAUAGAGGGCGCUCUAAGAGGUUCUCUGGCGGGUUUGGAGCACGAGAUUAUCGUCAGACUGCUGCAGGAGUCAACGCCGGAGGGUUUGGAGGACGUGGAGGAGGACGCAGCCAGGCAGGACAUGGAGGAAACCGUGCCUUUGGAGGAGGCGGCUUCAGCAACUUCUACACCAGCGACGGCUACGGAGGAAACUACUCACACUCUCAAGUUGACUGGUGGGGCAACUAGGUUUCUCCAUCCCUCCCUCCCUCGCUCAUCCCUCUUUCCUCUUCUCACUCAUCCUCCAUUCUUUCUCCACAUCGACGUCUGCAUCCCAUCUGUCUUGUUACCACCAUUAACCCCAAGAAACCCCCAUGCAUGUUAUUAAACUAUUUAUGCUCAUUUAUGUAGCUUCCAUCCCCAUCCUUCAUGUCUUUUAAGUCGUUGGAAGAGUUUUCUUGUGCUUUCUAUGUCCACCUUUUGUUUUGUUUUGGUAAAUUAGCUUUUCUCCUCUUGAAAAAGACCACAUUAUGAAGAGUGUUGAAUUUUAGUUGUUUACUUUUUAAACACUGGACACAGGCUUACUUGUUAGCUUCCAGCUAGCAGCCACCUUAAGACCAUUUUCCCUCUGUGACACGUGUGUGCUGGUAAAAAGACCUGGGUGUUUAAUUCCCUGAGAUUUCAGAGUGUGGGCUUCUUCAAAGAGGGGAAAAUCCUUUCUUUAUUUCCCCCCCACCUUAUAUUUGAGUUUGAUUUCACUGUGUUUUCGUCUGCAUUUACACUCCCCGCGUGACCUCAUGUCAUCUUUGUAUUUAACGCACGGCCAUGUUGUAAAUCGCUGGCCAAAAACUUUUCUAAAAUAUAGCUAUAGGCAGGACAUAAAAGCAAAACAUGUCUGCGUAUAAAUUCAAAAAUACUGGCCUUCACGUAUCGGAGGCCACAGAAACAAAAUCUUUUCUUUUUUUCACCUUUUUUAAAACAUGAAACUUUAUCGAGGUCUGACACAGAUGUCUAACAAAGAGACGAGUGGCUGGACAAACUGAAAUGGCGCUGUUGGCCAUUAGCAGUGAGGCUAGCAGACAGUCUUAGGACUUAUGGUUGUUACUGCAAAUAGCAUUUUUUUUUUUGGUUUGUUUGUUUAAUUUUAAGAUAAGUGUUUAUGGAGAAUCAUUUGUUUCUGUACUGUGCCUUUAAGAAUUUAAACUUUGUCUCUUAUUUCCAUUGUUUUUAUUGCCGUAAUACGUUAACUGUCCACAAGUAUUGGCCCACGGUGACUAAAAGUGUGUAUUCAGUGUCAUUUGUUGGUUUAAAUGUUUUCUUUAUUUUUAUUUGGAAGGAAGCAAACUAGGCUUGAACUAAAUCAAACCUUGGCAAAAAAAAAACUAAACUAAAACUACGAUGAGGAAACUCAAAGCAUUUCCUUAUCUGUCUAUUAGAGACUGAGCUAAUUCCCCAAAGCAUAUAACCACUGUAAGCAUAUUUGUGGAUUACUUUGCUCACUCUGGAUGAGUAAAUAUAAAAUGGGUCAAAAAUUGCAUUAAUCGUACUGUUAAAGUCAAAGAGCCAACGAGCAGGGCCGACCACAGUGGCUGUAUGCUUUUGGGAACCCGAGUCCUACUCAUUGACACUUGUGUCACAUCUAUAGCUCAGCUUUGAGCUUGCAGUUUGGUUUCUCAAAGCCAUCUUGUCACUAAUUGUUGGGUCACUGUGUGCCACUAACAGGGCCAGCAGCAGUCACGUUGUUGUUCCUCCCCCUCUUAUUAUCCAGAUAUGUAGCCGUAAAUGUCAAAUUCCUCAUAGCUUGCUGUAAUUUAAAAAAAAAAAAAAAAAAAAAGCCAAAGUCUGGUGCCACUCGAGUCAUAUUAAAUUACUGUAACCGCUACACAGCUUGAAACACCUUUGCUUAGAAAACACUACAUGGCUGCUGCUGAAAACAGUUCCCAGAUUGUGUCGGUGUCUGCGGCCCUUCAGCUGACUCUUAGUGCCAUCAUGCUCUUGGGAAUCUACCGCUGCUUUUAACCACAAACAUUGAAACCCUUGUUUUGGGAGAAGCUUUCUCUUGAGGGGGGAAAUACGCAAACUAAAAAGAGGUCCAAAUUUUCUCGCUCACUCUAUCCUGGAGAGUUGCAUGAAGAGUCUUCUCUAAAAGUAGUCAUUCCAGUUUAUUCUGUUAGGUCUUUUAAGCUCUGUUGAAGUCGGGCGUUAAAAGUGAAGAACUGGAUCAUCCUUACGAAUUAAUUCCACUGCAGAGACAGCUUGGGGCUUCCCAAGGAAUGCAAUGCAUCGUAUCUACAGCACGUUUUAGCCACGUGUGCAACUUUAAUCAAGCACAAGAUCGCUCAAAAUCGCGUCUCGGUCCAAUUCCUCCUCAUACUACUGCUUUCAGUCAGCAGAUAGUGUUUCUCAGUGUUGAAGUCACUUCCUCGAUGAAAUGUUUACAAAACUAGAUUUCGGCCAACGCGCACAACAGCCGUACACUGGCAGCAUAUGAUUGCUUUCAAAACACUCAACACCCAGCCCACAGAGCUCCCAGAUGGGCCACACUCCUACUUCUUCGCACUGAUGCACGUCCACUCUCCAGAGUAGUUUGCUAUCUGGACUGGCAGUCUUGGCAGCUAUUACAACGUAUUCACCUUCUGCAUGCACGGCAGGUCCCAGCACGUGCUGCACAUUAAUAAACGAUGACAGCGUCCCGCCGCGAUUGUCGAACGCGAAACCCAACUCGGCUCAGCACAGUGAGAAACUGUCAGGGUAAAUUGUGCUUGUGGAAAAGUUGCUGCACAGAACCGAUCGCGUGCAUUCAAAUCCUUGGUUAUCCCUACUUGGCUCUGCUUUGCAACCAGGCUUCAAGGGGCCUGUUGACCCAGGAUGUCCAUGUUUCGUCCCUGAUUGAACUUGAAAAGGGAUCUCCGCUGAACAUUUGGAUGGUUCAGUGGUAGAAAUCCAAUCCUCCUCCUACUCCCACCCCCCCAAACUGGGCCUAUUAAGAGCCAAAAAAAAAGCUCUGUUACUCCAGUGUGGGGGUGGAUUAAUUUAGUUAUGUUUACAUGUAGAACUCAGAUUAAAUGUAAAUAGUUUCAACAGAGAGGAAUCUCCACAGAAAAAGAAUGUGAAGUUAAAUAACACUUGGUGUGCAUGAGAGUCACACUUGAUCACUCAACACUAGACCAAGACGGGUCUGGUGAGCUUAGCACAGUGGGCAGUUUGAACACCGCUGACUAAAGUUCGAAGACAAAAGCUUGUAUUCUUUCAAGAGAAUACACACGUCUGUAUAGAAAUAAAUUCACCCAAAUUAACGCGCACCAGGUGGAUUAACCCUCAAACUGCCCACUGACUCUGACAAAGCAGGACCAAGACUGUAAAACAUAUUCAAGUGUUGUUGUUUUUUGGUCAAGAAGUUUCAAAUGCCAAGCAGAUGAAUCCAAUUCUAUAGCAGGCUUUAAUUAUGUUGCAGUUAUUUAUUUUAUAUCAUAGUUUGUUUGUUUUUUUCCUGCUUUUGAUUUUUUGCCUCUUCUAAUCAGUCUUAAGCUCCCUUUCCCUCGGGUUACAUUUGAGGGGGACGUUGGGGAAACUUUGUUUAACAGCAUUUUUUUUCCUUAAGAGUUUGAAGGGGUUAAAGCAGUUGGCUGUUCAUUUACUAAAUAUACAAAGUAGAUUUUUCCAGAAGCUUUUCUGGUGCUAAAAGACACCAGUCAAAUAUAACUGUACGAUAUCUCACUAAGCCUGGUCUGACUCAAAAUGAGGGGCCAGGAACAAUGCUGCAUUCAAGGACGGCUGUGGAGUGAUAGAAUUCAGCUGUACUCCUCGAUGUCCACCUGUCCCUUUUAUGCAUUUACAAACGAACCAAAAACAGGAAAUUUGAGUUUUCUUUUCAGCUGCUGUUACAGCGCGGGUCAGAUAAACAGUUACUGUCGCACGAAGAGCUGUGACUAAGUUUGAGACUGCAGUCUAACACGGGCUUAAUGAAUAUGAGCGGCGGUUGAAUCGGCGAUUCAAAUGUUGACCAGAACUGUCAGAGGUGUCCCAAUAGAUGAUUUUUUUUUUCUUUCUUUUUUUUUAAAGCACCUGUUUACUGAUCAACUUUCUUCUUGAGGUCAUGAAACGUUUUAUUUUCUCCUGCAGACUUCUUGUAAGAGCUGUUGCAAAGCAUUGAAGGAAUGAAAAAGCAGGAAACAGGACAGCAAGUUGCUAAUGACAAUCACAGAACUCCCUUCACACAAACAGAAGUCUUUAAGUUGCACUUUCACACCUAGAGGUUUUAUUAAAUAGCUGUCUUGCUGGCAUUGUUAUAAAAUCAGCUUCAACCUUUAAAACUCUGUAGGAGGAACUUUACUGACUGAACUGGCAGUCGGAUACUGCUGACUGAUUUUCCCUGUGUGAAAGCAUUUCUUACUUGAAUCAGUGGCUUCUGCUGACCAUAAGCUUAAUGUAGUCCCAUUUGUUUUGUUACCAACGCUGCAGGCAUGCGGCGUCGCAGGCGAAUCCAUUGAGUGGAUAUGGUUGCGUAGAUGUUGCUGUGCCUUCUGACAAGCGCUUGGCGGCACAUUGAGAAUCUGUUAAAAAAAAAAUGAAGGAACCGGUGAACUUUUUUAAAUGCAGUGUGACUUGUUAGAGUAAAAAUUCAGUUUACCUCUUGCUUUGUAGAUCAAUCGUGUCAAAUAGUGUUGUUCAUAAAUAUGCAAUGUAUUUCAGUGUUUUUCUAGGGCAGGCUGGUUUUACCUGUCAGUCGUAUUUACCAUUGAGCUGUGUUAGAGCAACACUUAAAUACCACUGUGCCCCCAAAUUCCUGCGUGGAGGGGGGAAAAAAACCCCUCUGAACUUUUACCCCAAGUGCAAUAGAGUUCAGUAACUUGUGGCUUGCUUUCGCUGUGUGGUCGCCACGAUUCUCUGCAUGAGUUUUCUGCUCGAGUACAAACUGGCACAUGUGAAAUAGCCCAGAGUUUUACAUGUGAACGGUGCCUUUUGGAGUGGCUGAAUCACUAAAGACUGAAAUUUGUUGGUUAGGGCUGGGUAUUUCAGACUGUUGCAAAUUUUUUUAUUUUAUUUAAGUGUAGGAAUGUUUGCUCGGUCAGAUGCUGUAAUGAUGCGCGGAUAAAAAAUUAAAACUUUAUGUAAAUGCUUAAGAGCUUUUGACUCGGAACAAUUCAGGCACAUUUUUUACUGGCAACUUGGACAUGUUGCAGUUUUGUGCCGCUAAUGUUACGUUUUUGAGAAAAUAUGAGCAGCAGGGCAUUAUGGAUAGGAAUGUAGAUCAGGCACUUUAUCUACCGCGUUGGUCCUCACAAUUACGAAUUCUGAAAGACUUCAUUUUUUUGGCAAAAUACCGCAAAACUCUUCGUCUGCUAAUUAGCAAAUGCUACCUUGGUAACAUGCUAACUGAUCAUCAGCGUCUUGCUAGUGUCACUGCAUGUACCUGUAACUAUCACACACACUUUCAGCAGUAAACAAAGUUUAAGAAAAAACACAAAAGUUUGUGUCAUGCAGAAAAUGCUUUGUUUACUUCCUGCAAAACUGAUCCAGCACUUUAGUUCUUUUUGUUUUUUUUAUUUCCCAAAACCUUCUGAUGCCUUAAAUGAAGGGUGAUACCCAGCCCUAAUGGAGCUGAUAGCAAACUUACCUGUGAUACAGACAGCGCUGAUGGUCAGAGAACAAUUAAUGGUGCUAUGCUUCCAUUGCUGCGGCCUGCAGGGCCCCCUCCGUUAUAGAAAGACCACUGAGUUUUACACAAAAGACUUCAACAAAAGUCUUCUGUAGCACACGUCCUUUAAUCCUAAAGAGGUACGACUGAGAGUGAGUGUGAAGACAGUGUAGAGAUGUUAAAUAAGAAGUGUGUGUGUGUGUGUGUGCGAGCAAAGGUUCUUUGAGAAUUUUUGUUUUUAAUUUUUUUUUAAUUUUUAAUUAUUUUUUUGGGGACCAGGUGGAGUUCUAGUUAACAGCAAAGGUAGGAUUCAGCUGUUUGCACACAGAGUUCUUGAGUCUACUUUCACUGCAAGUUUGUGUAAUUUAUCAAGCAUUUUUGAGAAAUAUUUAUUUUUCUAUGCCUAAUACAAAAGCUGAUAUUUUACAAAGUGACUUGACCAAAAGACAGUAAACAAAAACACUGGCACUUGAAUGUUGAAUGUCAUUGGUAUGAGUGAAAAAUUUCUAUUUUUCUGGGGUAGUGUGAGCUUUUUAAUGUUAAAGAUGCGACGUGGGGGAGCGUUUCUCCGUCAGCGUCUCACCAUAGCAAGGCUGGGUUUCAACAGUGGUUGUAAUUUUCAAAAAUCACCUGCAUUUCAUAAAUACAGAUGCUUAUAUUUUGUGUAAGACCAUUAAAAAAAAAACAACAAACAAAAAAAAACAACAACAAAUCCCUAAAACCUAGCUCCUAUGCUGUGUGCACAUCUUUUCUUUUUUAACUGGGCAGUUUUUGCAGCCACAGUUCUUCCUUACAUUUUUUUUUAUUUAACUUGUAAGAAUGAAACUGAAUUUUAUCAGGCAAAUCUGGCCCAUGUAUCUGAUCCUCAAGUCCCACUUUGAAGUCUUAAUAUUGGCAUCUUCACUUUUACCAUCUUGAUUUAAAAAGAAACAAACAAAAAAACAGAUAUGACUGAGACUGCUUGCUCAUUGGCUAAAAAUUUGUGAAUGAUUACCAUUGGGUGUACCAUAGAUAAUCCAUUUUGAAGCAUAUUAUGACCAAGAUUUACAAAAUAGACUUAAAAAACAUUAAAAACUGAAUGAGUGACUGAGCCCAUAACUCAGCAGGAAAGCGUUCUUUUAGCAAGCACAGCUAUCGCCAUCUGGUGGUCUUCAGAUAGAAUGCAGGUUUUAGGCACUUCUGUCUUAGACGUAGCUAUUGAGUCAGAAAAAUGAAUCUGUUUUAUACCUUCUAUGAUCAGCUUGUUUAAAAACCUCUGAAAGCCGGGGGUUCUCUGGGGGUGAAGGUACUCGCAGUGCUUCCUGGUUAUCGGCCAUGCUAGCAACAUGGCUGUGACGUGCUAGCAUCAGCAGCCCACGACUUAGUCUAAACCUAAAUAACUCAAAAACUCAAAAAAUAACCUUCAUUAUCAUUUGUUGUUUUCAUCCUGUAUUACUUUUGCCCGUUGGUUUAUACAUUUUUAGCACGCUAGCACUUACCCUACCUUUUAGCGCUAGCCAUCAUUCUAUGUGGCCUAAAAUCCGCUGAAUCUACGCAAUGUCUAUGAUUUUAUUUUUGGCAGUAUUCAUGCUGUCAUUCCUGAAAAUUCCGAUUUCAACUAAAUAGUCCAGUCAGUUCUGGCAAUUACAGUUUAAAGAUGCCACAGUAUCUUGUGUAUCCCUGCGUAAAGCUCAACACCAGUGUUUUCCAGCACUACAGUACUCUUCUCCCAGCUGAAACCUCCAACUUCAGCUCUUCUGUUAAUGUGUAAAGAUGUGCAUGUGGUGUAACAUGAAUGUUCGAGGUGUACCACAGAUUGUUGAUUACAGCCGAUGUGAUGGCGACACGUUACGAGAAACAGCCUCCACUGGUUACCUUUAAAGUCACAUUGGACUCAGUAUCACAUCCGUAAACCUGUUUAUGCGACAGGCUUCAUUGCCAAUAAUAAUCAACCAUAAACAGCCAUUUUUAAUCGGCAAACAAAUUGAGAAAAUACCACCGUAAAUGCCAAGGUUUGGAUUAAAAAAUAACAAGUUAACGAUCAAAGACCAUUUUGUAAAAAACGACAAAAACAUGCAGUACAAAAAAAAGUGUCCAGAUUUUCUCCAAGUCGUUUUAUUUUUCCUUUUCUUUGUUGAAUCUUUACACUUUUCCUUCUCGUUAAUACCCUUGUUGUGAAUGUCUGGCAAAAACAAGUGGCGAUCUUUAAAGUCUUCAUAACACAGACUUAACUGUGGUUCUAUUGCUCCGUUGUUGUGGUUUGCAUCUUUUCAGGCGUUGUUAGAGCUGUCACAGGGGUUUUUCUGGCCAAUCAGAAAUGGGGAUUUUUUAUUUAAUUUUUCCCCUUCUUGCAGCUGAUCAGUAUUUAUCUGACCUGCAGGAGAGAUGGAGUAAUAUAACGGACAUUUGUACUGGUGGUCCUCUAAGCACAGACCCACUGUAGUUACACAGGGACUGAUUUGUCCAAAGACUGUAGCCUCAGCAAUCACUGACGCAUAUCAGACGUAGGUGAACCAUUACUUUACAGCCUUUUGUAUGCACAAACUACAUUUUGCAACAAAGUAAUUGUAUUUUUUGUCAGGGUGUCGUGAAAGACACACAAAAACAAAACACUUUGUGGCUUUAUUUCACGUUCAGUUUGUUAAAGUGAUCUGAAAUUCAGAUGCUGAGGUGCAUUUAGGAACGAUUGCUGUUCUCUUAGCGAGCGAACUGAAAUGAAGCCCAGUGCUGUCGUCAUUACUGAAUGGCCAGACCCCAUAGUGUGGACGGGCAGCUGCACCAGCCUGGUAGUUAGUAUUUGCUUAUGUAUUAGUUUAGCAGAUGUGCACGAAGAGCACUGCACGAAGAAAACAAAACUGUGCAAAUAUUCUGAUUUUACCACAAAUAAAGGUUUGGAUUUGCAGAUGUAA
Molecule: messenger RNA, 10165 nt
Organism: Neolamprologus brichardi
Lineage: Eukaryota; Metazoa; Chordata; Actinopteri; Cichliformes; Cichlidae
Source: RefSeq, a predicted model, not a curated record